CGUAACAUCGAGCCUGAACACCAGUUCCAUUGUGGCGUGUUGAACAACUAUCACAGGUUGUUUCGCAGUCAAUUCCGUCCCGGCAACACAACAGGGGAAUGAAAGCGUGGUUGGAAGUGGUGGUAACAAAAGGCACACAAACCUUCAUGUUGUAUGGAUGAGCUUGUUUGUUUUACCGGUUUUCAUUUAGUUGUUUUAUUGAUUCAUCUAACAAUAAUACCAUCGCAGAUGGUAAACAGACACAUUACGCUACUCUCUUGACGCCUUGACUCGUUCGUGUUGUAAUUCUUUGUAAUUCAUUGUAGGUAUUAACAUAUUGCCAUGACGCCAAGGAGAUACACAAUUAGAUACAAAACUACUCUCUCUGUACUGAGAUGGUGUUGAUACCAUAAGUGUGGCACGAUUAGAUGGACAACUGAAAUAUGUAUCGAUUGUUUUGGUAUUGAAUGUUUUUUAAACACUGAUUGGACAGGUAAAUUCAUUGCGAACCACGGUGUUUACAAACAGAAUGUUAUUUAUAAUUGUGGGCUUAUUAUGCUCUUGCUUGUGCCUGUCAAGACAAAACGUUUGCGCAGAUGUGAACAGAUUCCCCCAACUGAACAACAACUACACGGUGGUUGGUCUGCCUUUAGAGACUAUUACUGUGGGAGGCAUGUUGGGCUGUGUGCGAGAAUGUCAAAUGAUGGCAACAUGCAAAGCUUUCACUUACAAGAAGACAAGGAAUUGCAGUGUGUACUCCCAGUUUGAGUUUUCCUCACCAAACAACGUUGACGUCAGAGAUGUCGUUACCUCCAUUAUCAGCGACUGGAACACUGUGCAGAACUACCGCCGAGUAAUGCCAGCACCACUGAAAUCAGGGCAAGAGUGUUACAUACCGGGCACAGAACAGCUGCAUCAAGACGGGACUGUUGUCAAGAUAAGAGUCUUCUACAAUGGCACGUUAGAUGUCACCCUUUCAGGCAGAGAAUGUCAGAGGUGGGCUGACCACACUACCCACAAUCAUCCUGGUAAUGGCGACGCCCCUGGCAGUUUCGCGACUGGUGAAACUAUGGAGGAAGUAGCUAACUACUGCCGUGUUGUACUUUCUGACGCAGUGGACACACCGUGGUGCUACACAACAGAUCCCACCAAGCGCUGGGAGCGAUGCAACAUAACUGAAUGCGCUUAGAGGUCGUUGAUAUGUGGCAGUACUGAGUCUCAUAUCUUGCACUCACCAAUAUUCCGGCUUUAUGACGGUGGCCAGACAAUCCAGCGAUUGCCGUCAUAUGCAUCGAGCCACUUAAUUGGGAUACUUUGGCACACUAUAAUAAAGUCACUAACCCUGACCAUCCUAUACAUUAAGUCGGUUCUUAAGGCCAGCAUCAUGAUCAGGUGUUAAGGACAUAUUCAAACCUGGAAUCUCCACAGGGAGAGUGGCCUCUUUGAGUCGUUGGCUUCACACCCAUAUUCAAUAAGUUGUAUCGAUAGUUGUCUUUAAUAAAGUAAUAUACAUUGGCUUUUACGGAAAACAAACACAGCUAAAUUUUCCAAUGCAAAAGACCCUAUCGCGAAAGAAAAAAUUCAAAAUUUGCACCCUACCAAACAGGUUUUCAAAAGCAUCUUUCCGCUAUUGAUAAGAGUUUCAUUAUUGUUGCGAAGACAUUAAUAAUAGAAAUGCAGAGGUUAACCGAGCAAUCGGUUCUCACAUAACUAAAUUGUGAAUUCAGUCAUGACCAAACUGGAUAACAGAAUAAUCAAUAAUCUAUUUUGAACUGUAUUUUGCGUUAUUUAAUUUUGCAAAAAAUUUUGAUAAUCAGUGGCGGCUGUGGAAGAAAUUAUUUGAAAAUUGAAUAAAUAAUAACUAAUGUGUGCGUUUCAAUGUGCCCGCGCGGGUGUGUGUUUGUUGUUUAACAGCUACACUCAGAAUUAUUGAAGUUAUUAGACGGAGGACUGUGAGAGCAACGUGUUGGAGGGAGGGUUACGGCCAUAAGCUUGUAGGAUGGCACAACGAUCCGCCCACUACCAUACACUGGCAAGACUUCUCAACAAAUCAGUAGAAUACAUAAGCACCAAUCAGGCACUGAUACUGUCUUCACUGGCUCCCCAUCCUUUAGUAUCAUCCUCUAAGCUAAUGGACGCGCCACCCUCAAACUAUCUGGGAGAAACCAAACUCCCAGUAAAGGAUUCUGUUAAAUAUGCAGGUGUAUGUAUCUGUGCAGGCAGAUCAUCCCUUGAACGUCCGACCCUAGAUUGUGAGAAACUGAGACAAUUGAGUAAUAUUGAUCAGAACUUUGGCUUGGUCUUUGGUGAUCUUAACCCAAUUGCUGCUGUUCGUGCAUGGGAAAGACUUGUUUUACCAUGUGGUCUAUGUGGCUGUAAUGUGUGGGCAAGGCUCUCGCUGAAAGAGUAUGAAAUUUUAGAAAUAAGACAACAAUACUUCUGUAAGAAAAUGCAAGGGUUUCCAAAACAAACACCUUAUGUAAUUCAAGCAUAUCCCUUCAAAGAUAUUUAGAUAGAUCAGUGUGUACCUCUUCUCUUGGGGAAACUUCUUAACACAAAAAUCAAGGUUUUAUCUUUAAACAUCUAUUCAUGGCCAGGCUAAGCUCAGUAUAAAUGCAAAGUAGCAGUCGUUGAAAAGCGGAAUGGGAUAUGAAGUCACAAAUCUUUAACAUGUUAGGGCUUGCCACAAAAUAUAAACUGGGCGAUGAAAUAGACAACUUUGUAUAUAAUUCUCGUUUUAUUUAGAAGAAAUGUUGGACCCAGUUAGUAAAGCGAAGUGUACGCCACCAUGAUGCAUUAGCAAUAGAAAGAAAACUUCCGACCAGAUUAUCACUGUCAGAUAUAUCGCAAUCAGAUCAGGUAGUGCACAGAGGUUAUGAAAGUUGCUAACAUCCACUCAGAUAACUUUGCUGACAUUGCUAGGCUUGCACGCAUGGGAUCAUCCUCUAUACAGUCUAAAGAAUGUCAAUGUGGCACAUUUGCUAAUGAUAUUGUUAAACAUGUUUUUAUGUCAAAUCGACCUCCACGAAGGAGACCUCCUUUUCAAAAGAAUUUGUGAUUUACUUGAUGUUAACAUAUUUGUAGAAUAUGGGAAGAUGAAGAUGACGUAUUUGUAUCUCUGUUGGUUGGGGGUAUACCUGCUUAAUGUGAAACAAGUUUAGAUUUCCAUGCAUCGCAGCAGAUGGUCCUCACCAUAUGUUGCACAAUAAGAAAGUGGGCGUUUCUGUUAUAACAAUGUAUAUAUACUGUUUCUGUUGACUUCCACUACAACUGGCUAUAGUUAAGCUCUUGUGGUGUAAUAACUAUACACACUGUAUAUAUAUGCUGUAAUCGUCAUAUUACGAGGAAAUAAAGAAAAUAUAUCUAUCUAUCUAUCAGUCUUCUGCCUUUGAUGAUGUAAUCAAACAACACCCAUUUUUAAUAUUAUCCAAUCAGCUUGUCAAAACUUUUUAUUCUUUUGUACGUCUUGCUUCAUAAACUGUUUUAUUCAUUCAUUACCCGUGUGCUAUUUGUUAAUCUUACUGUACAUUUUGCUUCAUCUAAUUAUAUGUGUGCUACUUGUUAUCUAUUAGCUGUUGUCAAUGUCAAUCUGAUUUCUUAUCACAACACAUCAUGCAUCAUCACGUGGUACGUGUCACUCCAGCUUGAUAACGGUGUAAGAAUCUAUAUCGAAAUGGACUUUCCCAUUGCUAACAUCUGUGUAAUAGUUGGGGGUAAGACAUUUGGGCAAGAAGUAGGCAUCCCCAUCAAUGUUAUUAGUCAACUUUCUCUUUAUGUGAGGAAUAUUCCAGCAGCUCAAGCCUUUAGUGUCACAUGUUUCAGCUUUUGAAGUACAGUCAAGCAUGCUCUGUUUACGACGAUUCCAAAGAGCGUCGUGCUACACUUACUCAAAAGUUGUUUGACUAAGUGCACAACAUCCAAAGCCUUAUAGACAACAAUGAAUGUAAAGUAUGUUGUUGUAUUAUUCCAUGUAUGUUUACCCAAUGUAAGUUUUUAUUAUAUUGUACUCUUGUACAAACGUGGGUUUGAACAAAUCUAAUGAUGAUGAUGUAACCAUGCUUACGAAUAAAUACUAUCCACUGAUUGAAGUAAAGUCUGUAAAUUAUUGAUACGCCGGAA
This is a messenger RNA of Haliotis rufescens (red abalone), 4098 nucleotides long. Its product is annotated as plasminogen-like. NCBI's taxonomy places the organism in Eukaryota, Metazoa, Mollusca, Gastropoda, Lepetellida, Haliotidae. The record is from RefSeq and is a predicted model, not a curated record. The transcript has 3 exons. The coding region runs from base 509 to 1168 and encodes 219 amino acids.